This is a messenger RNA of Echinops telfairi (small Madagascar hedgehog), 945 nucleotides long. Its product is annotated as olfactory receptor 52B4-like. Lineage: Eukaryota; Metazoa; Chordata; Mammalia; Afrosoricida; Tenrecidae. The transcript has a single exon. Gene Ontology annotation, molecular function: olfactory receptor activity; G protein-coupled receptor activity. Gene Ontology annotation, cellular component: membrane. Bases 1 to 945 code for a protein of 314 amino acids. Gene Ontology annotation, biological process: G protein-coupled receptor signaling pathway. The record is from RefSeq and is a predicted model, not a curated record.
AUGACUGGCUCCAACCACACUGGUGUUAACCAUAUGGUCUUCUAUCUGCUGGGCAUUCCAGGCCGGGAAGACCUACACAUGUGGAUUUCCAUCCCCUUAUUCAUCUCCUAUGUCUUUGCUCUCCUGGGGAAUGGUCUGCUCAUCUUCAUAAUCCUCAACAAGGGUCGCCUCCAUGAACCUAUGUAUCUUUUCCUCAGUAUGCUGUCUGGACUUGACAUUGUCUUUGCUACCACCACACAACCCAAGGCACUGGCCAUUUUCUGGUGCAAUCACAGGGAAAUUUCUCUGAACGGCUGCAUUGCCCAGCUCUACUUCCAGCAUACCUUCUUCAUCUCGGAGUCAGGCAUCUUACUGAUUAUGGCAUUCGACCGCUACAUUGCCAUAUGUUACCCUUUGAGAUACACUACGAUUCUCACCCACUCCGUUAUUGGGAAAAUUGCUGCGGCCAUUUGUACCAGAGCACAUUGUAUAAUUUUCCCCUGUAUAUUUCUUCUGAAGAGGCUAACUUUUUGUAAAACUAACAUCCUUCCACAUACAUUCUGUGAACACAUUGGCUUGGCCAAGUACGCCUGCGAUGACAUCCGCAUAAAUAUCUGGUAUGGGUUUUUUGUCUUAAUGUCCACUGUUAUCUUAGAUAUGGUUCUCAUUUUGGCUUCCUAUGCGCUGAUUCUCCAUGCUGUCUUUCGCAUUCCUUCGGAAGAAGCUCGCCACAAAGCUCUCAACACAUGUGGCUCCCAUGUCUGUGUCAUUGUCUUAUUUUAUGCGCCUGCAAUAUUCUCUGUUCUCACACAGCGCUUUGGACGCCACAUACCUCUACAUGUUCACAUCUUGCUGGCCAACAUCACCAUGGUUGCCCCACCUAUGUUGAAUCCCAUCAUUUAUGGGGUCAAGACUAAGCAGAUUAGAGAACAAUUUCUUUAUUUGUUUUUUCCAAAGCAGAAAUGA